Molecule: messenger RNA, 312 nt
Organism: Chelonoidis abingdonii (Abingdon island giant tortoise)
Lineage: Eukaryota; Metazoa; Chordata; Testudines; Testudinidae
Product: histone H4-like
Molecular function (GO): DNA binding; structural constituent of chromatin; protein heterodimerization activity
Source: RefSeq, a predicted model, not a curated record
AUGUCUGGCCGCGGUAAGGGUGGUAAAGUUUUGGGCAAGGGAGCUGCCAAGCGCAAUCGUAAAGUGUUUCGGGAUAAAAUCCAAGGUAUUACCAAGCCAGCUAUUUGUUGCUUGGCUCGACGCAGUGGGGUGAAGUGUAUUUCGGGGUUGAUCUACGAAGAGACCCAGGGAGUGCUGAAGGUGUUCUUGGAGAACGUGAUCUGUGAUGCUGUCACUUACACUGAACAUGCCAAGCGAAAGACUGUAAUGGUUAUGGAUGUGGUUUAUGCCCUGAACCACCAGGCUCAUACUCUCUAUGGUUUUGGUGGCUAA